Trametes versicolor FP-101664 SS1 is the source of this 2096-nucleotide messenger RNA. RefSeq names its product polyubiquitin-tagged protein recognition complex Npl4 component. Bases 7 to 1986 code for a protein of 659 amino acids. The transcript is spliced from 7 exons. Gene Ontology annotation, cellular component: nucleus. Lineage: Eukaryota; Fungi; Basidiomycota; Agaricomycetes; Polyporales; Polyporaceae. The record is from RefSeq and is a predicted model, not a curated record. Gene Ontology annotation, molecular function: ubiquitin binding; ubiquitin protein ligase binding. Gene Ontology annotation, biological process: ubiquitin-dependent protein catabolic process.
CUGACCAUGCUGCUCAGAUUGAGGUCGAAAGACGGAAACUUUCGCCUGGAGUUCCAGCCUACGGCGAACAUCUCAGAACUUCUUGCAAAAAUCCUAGAAACAGCACCGGAUGCAGAUUCUUCAACUAUAACAAUCUCGAACCAGCCGCGGGGGAAUGAAGUGCUCAUCUCGACGCUCAGUGGGCAGAAUCUGCAAUCACUCGGUCUCAAACAUGGGGACCUGAUCUUCGUGGGCUACAAGGCACAAGCUGCGCCAGAAGCACCCGCAGCCACAACAAGUGCUGCCGCAGCGCCUACAGAAGGCCAGGACCCUUCGAAGCGUCCUUGGGAAGGCGUAGAGGAGGACGCUGUCGAUCGGUACUGGCGCUCGCAGGAAGGCAAGAUCCCGCGAGGGCGCGAUUCGCGUUUCUGCAAGCACGGCGCAAACGCGAUGUGCGACUAUUGCAUGCCUCUAGAACCCUACGAUGCCGCCUACCAUACGGAGCACAGUAUCAAGCAUCUCUCGUACCACGCCUACCUCCGCAAGAUUACGCCGAAGGCUUCCUCUUCCGCUUCUGUUACGUCCAUCCUGCCUCCCCUCAACCCGCCCUCAUACAAGGUGAAGGAGCCCUGUCCAACCGGCGGACACCCGCCAUGGCCUGCGGGAAUCUGUACCGCAUGCCAGCCCUCCGCCAUUACGUUACAGAGCCAGCCCUUCCGCAUGGUCGACCACCUCGAAAUCGCCUCCCCCGACAUCAUCGACCGCUUCCUGCAGGCCUGGCGCCUGACCGGCCUGCAGCGCUUCGGCUGGCUCAUCGGGCACUACGAGCCCUACCCGGACGUGCCGAUGGGCAUCAAGGCCGUCGUCGAGGCGAUCCACGAGCCCCCGCAGGAGGGCGAGAUCGACGGGCUCUCGCUCGGGCUGCCCUGGGAGGACGAGCCGCGGAUCCGCGCGCUCGCCGCGCAGGCGGCGACCCCGCUGCAGAUCGUCGGGUACAUCUUCACGGACCUCGUGCCGACGGAGGAGGACCGGACGAAGCUCAAGUACAAGCGCCAUCCGCAGUCGUUCUUCCUCUCGUCGCUCGAGGUGCUGUUCGCGGCGCACGUGCAGAGCGCGAACCCGACGCCGUCGCGCUCGUCGUUUACGGGCGCAUUUGGCUCGCGCAUGGUGACUGCGGUGCUCACGGGCACGGAGGAGGGCGGGAUCGACGUGUCUGCGUACCAGGUUUCGGAGCAGGCGUGUGCGAUGCUCGACGCGGAUAUGAUCGAGGCGAGCGUGGACCCGAACAUCAUGCGUGUCAAGGAGGAGGAUCGUGAAGAGGGCUCGGCGCGCUAUGUGCCAGACGUGUUCUUCAGGUAUAAGAACGAGUACGGGCUGGACGUGCAGAAGAACGCGAAGCCGUGUUUCCCUCUUGAAUACCUUCUCGUCAACGUCUCGCAUGGUUUCCCCCAGAAUCCAGCACCGGUAUUCCAAUCGGUGAAGUACAAGAUCGAGAACCGACCAGGGCUGGAGGACCAGAGCAUAGAGAACGUUCUCCACCAGCUCGCCGAGAUCGAGGCGUACGACGUUCACGUGAGCGCGCAGGGCGGCGACUCACAAAAACGACAAGCACUGGCGAAGUUCAUCAGCGACUGGCACUUGAUCGCGUUCCUCGGUACCACCGGCCUCAUCAACCAGAAUGAUUUGCAAGUGCUCAUCCGAGUAGCUACGGCUCCACAUGAGGAGAAGCCGACUGUGUUGGACGAGGUGCUGCAGACCGAGGGUUGGUUGACGCUCAUGACGUUUGCCCGGGAGGUCGCACCAAAACGGCCGUCUGGUGCAACACUAUCGUCCGGCUCGCAUGCACCUAUGGACACGGACAUACCGCCCGAGGUCUUCGACCAGAUCGCGCGCGCAGAAGCGGGCGGCAGCAGCAGCGCCGGUGGCAUUCGCAUCUGUCCGCACUGUACUUUUGAGAACACGCACGGAGGCAGCGACUGCGAGGUAUGCGGACUGCCGCUGGCAUGAGAGGCGAUUGGAGAACAAUGGUGAUGAAUUACGACAACUGUACUACAAAUACAUGAUCGGGUUCUGCACAUGUGUACAUCUACAGACAAGACCAAUUGCACGCUCCUAAG